Molecule: messenger RNA, 11432 nt
Organism: Austrofundulus limnaeus
Lineage: Eukaryota; Metazoa; Chordata; Actinopteri; Cyprinodontiformes; Rivulidae
Gene: hspg2
Product: heparan sulfate proteoglycan 2
Biological process (GO): synapse organization; homophilic cell-cell adhesion
Cellular component (GO): axon; neuronal cell body; plasma membrane
Molecular function (GO): protein binding; axon guidance receptor activity; calcium ion binding
Source: RefSeq, a predicted model, not a curated record
GGCUUCGCUCUCUCUGCUGCUCAGGACUUCCCAGCGACUUAACUCAAAGUCCUGACUUUGAAGGAGGAGGACAAGCUUUCGGAGGGUCUCGUCUCGUGGGUCGGUGUUUGCAGCAGCCCUGCUGAAGAAAAGCAGCGCUGCAGGGGGAGAGUUUGUUACCUGUUGGUGAGGAGCAGCCGCUGUUAUUCACACAAAAGAAAAGUGGGAGGAAGGAGCGGCUCUUUUCGGUGGACACAGGGAGUGAAGGACCAAGUUUUUUUUCUCCCCCAGCGGUUGCAGACCUCUGCCGGGUUAGAGGGAAAAUGGGCCACCCGACCUCCUGGAGCUGUGGACUUAUUUUCAUUCUCACAUGUCAGCUGGUUUCUGUUACUCAGGCCUCCAAGGUGUGGGGAGAGGUCCCUCUGCCAGAAGACUUGGAAUCAGAAAAAGACGUCCAGGCAUCUCUGAGUUUACUGGACGAUGAUGAAGAUUUUGUAGCUGAUGGAGCUUCAGGAGACGAACCCAGCGGAGAGGAAGAUGGCAGCACUCCAGAUCCUGACAGCACAAUUUAUUACAGAGCUCUUGUCAACUUCACCGACUCUGUGGUGUACAGCCCUGAGCUGGAGGACAUUUACUCUCUAGAGUUUAAGGAGAUUUCCGAGGCUGURAUGGACACGCUGGAGUCAGACUACAACAAGAUUCCAGGUGUCCAAACGGUCAAUGUGGUCCUCAUUAAAAAACUCAUAAGAGAGGAUGGCGUUGAUGUGUUUGUGGAAUUGGACGUGGGUUCAGAUUACAACACCGACGAGGAACAAAUCCGCAGCGUGCUUUACAACGUGGUGAACGAGGGAACUAUUGCUUCCUACGUCACAUCGGUCCAGGGUUUUCAGUUCAGGAAGCUUGGAAAAGUAAUCCCUUCUAGAAGGCCAUGUUUUGCUGAUGAGUUCCAGUGUGGAGAUGAAACGUGCAUCCUGAAAGAAUACCUGUGUGACAACAGACCAGACUGCAGAGACAUGAGUGAUGAGACUAACUGUGAUUUGCCAAGAUUCACCAUCCCUGUCUACACUACGCCUGCCACCACUACCACCACAGCGGCUGUGAUACUGGACUCUCCGCCCCCAUUUUCACCUUGUAGAGCAGAUCAAUCCAAAUGCCAGAGCGGGGAAUGUGUCAAUAGAAACGUAAUCUGUGAUGGAGUUAAAGACUGCUCAGACGGCAGCGAUGAGCUGAGAUGUGGAACUCCCUCUCCCUGCGAGCCCAACGAGUUUAGGUGUAAAAAUGGUCGCUGUGCCCUCAAGCUUUGGCGUUGUGAUGGAGACAAUGACUGUGAAGAUAACUCUGAUGAAUCAGACUGUCCUACCAAGGGUCCUGAUGACACAUGUGGUCCUGAGCAGUUUGAAUGCCAGACUGAUCACACCUGCAUCCCAUCUAGUUACCAGUGUGAUGAAGAAGCAGACUGUGUGGACCGCUCUGAUGAGUACGGCUGCACCCCUCCAACUGUAAUAAGUCCCCCGGAGUCGAUUCAGGCAGCGAGGGGCUCGACGGUGAUGUUCACCUGUCAGGCUGUUGGAGUUCCCACACCCAUGAUCACCUGGAGACUCAACUGGGGACACAUUCCUCCUGGUAGCAGGUUCACCCUAACCAAUAAGAAUGGCCGUGGCACCCUCACCAUUCGUGAUGUGAAAGAGUCYGACCAGGGGGCGUACACCUGCGAAGCCAUCAAUGCUAAAGGCCUGGUGUUUGGGAUCCCUGAUGGAGUUUUAACUCUAACAAAUUCAAACCAGGGAAACUGCCCCAGUGGUCACUUCAGCGUGGAUGGCCGCUGUGUCUCCUGCUUCUGUGCUGGAGUCUCAAAGAACUGCAGGAGCACCGGACGCUACCGCAACCAGAUCAGCCUGCGCUUCACCAAAGARGAGGACUUUAAAGGAGUAAAUGUUAGUUACCCACUCAGGCCAGGCACUCCUCCUCUCUCCUCCACUCAACUCCUUAUUAACCCAGAGCUGGAGGAGUUCCAACUUGUUGACCUGUCACGCCGUUUCCUCAACCUUGAAUCCUACUGGACCCUGCCUCGCCAGUUUCUGGGAAACAAAAUUGACUCGUAYGGAGGAUCACUGAGGUAUAAGGUGCGAUACACACUGGCACGGGGCCUGUCUGAGCCAGUGGUGAGGUCAAACGUGAUUCUGGUGGGAAAUGGGCGUAGGCUUUUGUACCACAGAGAGAGCAGCAACACCCCUCCCAAUGUGCCCAGCCAGAAACACAUCAGAUUCACUGAAGACCACUGGCAGCAUUCUAAUGGUCGUCCUGUGAGCCGCGAGGAGCUAAUGAUGACGCUGGCCAAUCUGGACAGCAUCAGCAUCCGCACCAUCUACGACAACCACAUGGUCAGUGUGGGGCUCAGUGACGUUAUCAUGGAUACUACCACCGUGGAGUUCAGCACUCUGGGCCAUGCUAAGGAUGUCGAGGAAUGCAGCUGUCCUCCUGGAUAUGCAGGCCUGUCCUGUGAAAUGUGUUCCUCUGGGUUUGAGCGUGUCCCCGGGGGCUCAUAUCUUGGCACCUGCUCUGGCUGUAACUGUUAUGGACAUGCAACGACCUGCGAUCCAAUAAGUGGACACUGUCUGAGCUGCCAACACAAUACAGAGGGCCCACAGUGCGACAAGUGUCGCCCUGGAUUCUUUGGUGACCCAAGCCGAGGUCAUCCUGAUGACUGCAAGCCCUGCUCCUGCCCGUACAUCGAGACCUCGCGUCGGUUUUCUGACACCUGCUUUCUGGGAUUUGACCAGCAGCCCACAUGUGACGCCUGCAGGCCUGGAUACACAGGAAGGCGCUGUGAAAAAUGUGCUCCUGGUUACAAUGGUAACCCCCUCCAGCCUAAUGGAAAAUGUGUUCCCAACCAGAGCAGCUCCACCUGUGAUAACAGAGGAACCAUCAGCUCUAGCAGUGUGCUGUGCAGCUGUAAGAACAAUGUGGCAGGCUCUCUGUGUAAUGAGUGCAAGCCAGGCUUCUUCCACUUAUCAGAGGCUAACCAUGAAGGCUGCCUACGCUGUUUUUGCAUGGGCGUCACCAAACAGUGUGCCAGCUCCUCAUGGAGUCGAGACCAGGUGCGAGGAGGAGUCAACGGGGAGGUCUUCUCCCUCACUGACAGCACCAACUCUAAAACUAUCACAGAAGGAAUCCAACAGAGGGGCUCUGCAGCCGUCUACCGGCCUUCCCCAAGUGGCUUCAAUGACGUUUACUACUGGGUCCUGCCUGAGAGCUUCAGAGGCGAUAAGGUGACUGCAUAUGGUGGGGAGCUGCACUACACCGUGAGCUUUGAGCCACAUCUGCGCGCUCUGGCGUUUGACGGGCAUCCAGAUGUGGUUCUUCAAGGCAACAACAUCUUUCUGGAGCACUUCUCUCAGACAAGGUCUCUACCACGGCUCCCGCACACGUUUACUGUGACGUUCAGAGAGGCGGACUGGCGACGGGCUGAUGGCCAGCCCUGCACUCGUGAACAUCUGCUGAUGGCCCUGGCUGAUGUUGCUGUUUUUAUGAUUAGGGCCACCUAUGUGGACAGUAUGGUUGAAACCAGCAUCUCAGAUAUCAAGAUGGACAUUGCUGUUCCUCAUUCAACGGGUAAUGAACAAGCUCUGGAGGUGGAGGAGUGUGCCUGUCCUCAGGGAUACAGAGGACCAUCCUGCCAGGAGUGUGAUGAAGGUUACACACGGACCACCUCUGGGCUUUACCUGGGCACGUGUGAGAAGUGCAACUGCAACGGCCACUCCAGCAGCUGUGACCCGGAGACCGGCGUGUGUCUGAUGUGCCCCUGGAUACACUGGCAAUCCUCUGCUUGGAAAGAGAUGUGUGCUUGACAAUGAAGUUAAUGGUAACUGCUACAAGUGUGACGAAAGAGGAAGUGAAAACUGUUACAGUGGUGCAUGUCAAUGCAAGAUGAAUGUUGAAGGUGUGUCUUGCUCCACCUGUAAGUCUGGAACCUUUCAUCUUAGCCAGGAAAAUAAAGAUGGCUGCUUGUCCUGUUUCUGUAUGGGUGUCACUCAGCAGUGUUCCAGCUCUACAUACUAUAGAGACUUGGUCUCCUCAGUCUUUACUCCAGGAAACUUUCAUGGUUUCGCUUUGGUGAACCGCCAGAGAAACAGUCGCAUUACUACUGGUUUCACUGUUGAAGUUUCCACUGAAGGCACUCAGCUGUCCUUCAGCAACUUCAACCACUUGGAGCAGGGCCCCCACUACUGGCAGCUUCCAGGGGCUUACCAGGGAGACAAGGUUGGUUCUUAUGGUGGUAAACUGAAAUACACCAUUUCCUAUGUGGCUGGUCCAAGAGGAACACAACUUGAAGAUGCUGAUGUCCAAAUUAUUGGUAACGACAUCACCCUGGUAGCUCGUCAGACAUGGCAGAGGAGGCAGCAGGGCGGUAGAGAGAGCAAACAGUUUAAGAUCAUCUUCAGAGAGGACUGUUCAUCUGGAUACACUCGUACUGGAGGAGGUUUGUACCUGGGUCACUGUGAGCUCUGUGAAUGUAACGGACACUCGGACACUUGCCACCCUGAAACUGGCAUUUGCACGAGCUGCCUGCACAACACGCAGGGGGAGUUUUGUGAGCAGUGUGCCUCUGGAUUCUUUGGUGACCCGACUGCUGGAACUCCGGUGGACUGUCAGCCRUGCGCCUGCCCUCACACUGACCCAGACAACCAGUUCUCUCCCACCUGUGAGAGCCUGGGUAAUGGAGACUACCAGUGUACCUCCUGUCAGCCUGGAUACACUGGCCAGUACUGUGAACAUUGUUCUCCUGGAUAUGUUGGCAACCCACAGCGGAGGGAGAAGUGUCAACCAAAGGAUGCUGCAGCCUCCUUGGUGGUAAAGGUCUAUCCAGAGAGCUUCAAAGCAGCACAGGGCAGCUCGGUCACUCUGCGAUGUCAGGUGUCUGGAGCUCCUCCACACUACUACCACUGGUCCAGACUGGAUGGACAGCCUGUCUCUAACAGUGCUGAAAGACUCAAACAAGGAGCAGAACUGUACUUCCCCCGCAUCCAGCCGAGUGAUGCUGGCAUCUACGUCUGCACCUGCCGGGACCAGCACAGCACCAACAGGAGCCACGCUGAGAUUCUUGUCAUAGGUGUCACCAGCCUACACUCUGGUGUGGACCCGGAGGGGCAUCGGGAGACUUCCCAACCGGGCCACGGACUUCAACGGCAUCCUGACGAUUCAGAACGUCCAGCCUGAGGAUGCAGGCAUCUAUGUGUGCACAGGMUCCAAUAUGUUUGCCAUGGAUGAGAGUACUGCCAUCCUGUAUGUGCCAGAGGCCUCUCAGAGUCAGAUGUUUUACACAGCCUAUGAAAUGUUUGAAGGACACAGAAAGUCUGCAGAGGGGGUCCAGCCUGUCGCCUCCAUCAGUCCCUCAGUGCUAAAUGUCCAGCAGGGCCAACGAGCAGAGCUUCGCUGCAAAGUGACUGGAAACCCAACACCAUCUAUUGAAUGGAUUGGAGGCCCUGGGAACAAAAUGAGUUCCAGAGCUGUGGUAAGGAAUGGCAUCCUGCUGUUCACAGCUGUGGACCCGGCUGAUGAGGGGGAAUACUUGUGCAAGGCCCUCAACACUCACGGCGAGCACACAGCACGGGCGUUCAUCUAUGUCCAAAAAUCGAACCCCAGUGGCCUUGGCACGGUACCUCAAGUCCAAGUCAGUCCUCAAAAUGUUGAAAUCCAUGAAGGYGAAACAUUGAGGUUGUACUGCAGAGCGUCUGGAUCGCCUACACCAAAACUCACCUGGGUGAAAAAUGGAGGACAAAUCCCUCCACAGGCCAUUCCCUCUCACGGUUUCCAUCAGUUUAAAAGCAACAGUCUCGAUGUGUUACAAAGACAUAUUGAGGAUCUGCAGGCCCGGACGGAMCGCACUGACAUCGGUACUCUACUCAUCCCUGAAAUCAAGAUGGCUGACUCAGGAACUUACAUGUGUGUUGGAAGCAACAGCGUCGGGUCGAACAGUUCUCCCAUAAGGGUCAAUGUGCUUAAAGCAGAGCACAGUUCUGCGGCUGUUACCAUCCAGCCAUCCAGCGCUGAUGUCCAGGAGGGACAGAGUUUGGAGCUCAAYUGCUUGGCUCCUGGAAAUCCACCAUCCAGAGUAAUCUGGACAAGAGCCAAUGGACACUUCUCUGCCAACCACCAGGUUGUUGGAAGUCAGUUGCGCAUCCUGUCAGCCUCCUCUGAGGAUUCSGGAGAGUAUAUCUGUCGGGUACAGGACAACUCUGGGAGCUCAGGCCCUCACGUCCACCAGGCYUCUGUCUCUGUGUCUGUCACCUCAUCUUCUUCACGCCUCCAGAGCCCGAUUAUUGGAGUUGAGCCCCACAGCGCCGCAGUGCGUGUGGGGGAAUCUUCCAGCUUCAGGUGCCAGGUGUACAGUGGAGCUCAGCCCGUCAGACUGGAAUGGAAACUGGUCAACAACCAGCCACUACCAGAUAAUGUCAAAGUUGGACCUGGUGGCUCUGUUAUCACUAUAAACAAUGCUCGCCCUAUGAACAAGGGAGCUUACCGCUGUGUGGCCAGCAAUCCGUUUGGUAUCACCCACACCAUAGUGUCUCUGAUUGUAAAAGAGUCUCCAGUGGCUACCGUCAACCCUGUUGGACCUGUUCGGGUCAGAGUGGGUGACCCGAUUAACCUUGAAUGUCAAGCUUCAGGAGAGCCCCGCCCCUCCGUGUCAUGGCACAGACUAGACAAUAGCCGUAAGACCCUGCUGCAAAGCCCUGUCCCCAUGGAGUCGAAUGCAGUCCUGCAGAUCCUAGCUGCACGUAAAGAGGACAGUGGCACAUAUGUGUGCACCUCUCGGAACACGGAGGGCUCUACUGACACCAGGGUGGAAGUGAUUGUUGAUGGAGGAGCCCAAGUCCCCUCAGCACCCAUUGCCUCAGUAUCUGAGCCGUUGAUGAUUGUGGUGGAGGGACAGACUGUAACACUGACCUGUGAGGCCCACGGAAUUCCAUUACCAACAAUCAGGUGGUCUAAGCUGCGGUCCUCCCUGCCUUGGAGGCACAAGGUGGUAAAUAACAACCUUAUUCUGCCCAGUGUUGGCCGACAAGACUCUGGGGAAUACAUCUGCAGUGCCACAAAUACCAUGGGAACCAGUGAAGUCACCAUUACGUUAGAUGUAGAGUCUCCUCCUUAUGCCACCUCUGUACCUGAUAAUGUGGCUGUACGAGUCGGUGAGGUGAUCAGGCUACAGUGCCUGGCACAUGGCACCCCUCCCCUGACCUACACCUGGACAAAGUUAAAUGGGAACCUCCCUCCAAGAGCUCAUGUCAGUGGAGGUGAUCUCCAGAUCGACCUGGCUACUCCUGAGGAUGCUGGGAGCUACAAGUGCAUKGCCAGCAACAAUGUUGGCAACAGUGAAGUAACUGCGAAAGUCACAAUCAGAUCCCCGUUGGCGGUGCGCGUGUCCCCCCAGGUUGAUGUCAAAGCCCAGGGCAGUGCUGUGGAGUUCACCUGUUCAGCAGCAGGUGGUGUAGAAACAAAGAUUGAGUGGCUAAAGGAAGGUGGAGCCCUGCCACCAAACCACCACAUAAAAGAUGGUGUUCUCAGGAUUGAAAACCUGGAGCAGAGCAAUGAAGGGAUUUAUAUCUGCAGAGCAAGUAGUUUGUACAGUCAGGCACAGGACACUGCCAGGCUUACAAUCCAAGCUCUGCCAAAGGUAAUGAUUAAUGUACGUACAUCAGUGCAGACAGUGAUGAUUGGGAAUUCUGUGGAGUUUGAGUGCCAGGCUGUUGGUGAUCCGGAGCCUACGGUAAAAUGGAGUAAAGUUGGCAGCUCGCUACCAGAGCACAUCAUGGUGAAAGGUGGCAUGCUGAGGAUUGAGCGAAUAACAGAGGCCGACGCUGGCCAGUAUCGCUGUACGGCAACCAAUAAUGUGGGCUCAGUUCAGUCCCAGGUGCUCCUUAAAGUUCAGUCACUUCCUCAGAUUGCUGCACUACCAGAAACAAAGAAAGUGACCGCUGGAUCCAAUGCAACCAUGCCCUGUGUGGCUUCAGGACAUCCUGUCCCAGUUAUCAAAUGGUCAAAGAUGGAGGGAGAACUUCCUCCCAAGUGUUUCCAGGAGGCCAAUGUGCUGACAGUUCCUCGAGUCWCCUAUGAAGACUCUGGUACCUACGUCUGCACUGCCUCCAACAAACAGGGCAAAGUGGAAGCCUUCACUAGACUUGAAGUACAUGAGAGAGUGAUGCCAUACUUUUCCCAGGAACCCUUGUCCUACCUCACACUGCCCACCAUCAAAAACGCCUACAAAGCUUUCAGCAUAAAGAUCAAUUUUAGACCAGACAAUGUUGAUGGUCUCAUGUUGUAUGCAGGCAUGAUCUUCUACAACGGCCAGAGAAAGUCCACAGGAGCUGAUUUUAUCUCCCUGGGACUUGUGAGCGGUCGCCUGGAGUUCAGGUUUGACGUGGGCUCUGGAAUGGCUACUAUAAGGGACCCCAACACCAUAAAACUGGGAGAGUUUCACACUGUUGAGUUGCAUCGAAACCUCACCCAGGGUUAUAUUAUUGUAGAUGGAGGGGAGCCCAUCAGUGGCACCUCACAGGGCAAGUUCCAAGGCCUUGAUCUGAACGAGGAGCUGCAUGUAGGUGGUUACCCCAACUACACUGUUCUCAGCAAAACUGCUGGAAUUAAGACCGGUUUUGUGGGCUGUAUUCGUCAGUUGGUCAUUCAGGGAGAGGAGGUCAUUUUUAAAGACUUGGACCGCAGCUCUACAGGUGUCACAAACUGUCCCACCUGCAAAGAUCAUCCCUGCCAGAAUGAAGGCAGGUGUGAGGACUCAGAUGCCAGCUUGUAUAAGUGCAACUGCCCCAGAGGAUUUACAGGCAGCAACUGCCAGCAUCACUCAUCUCUGCACUGUCACUCAGAGGCUUGUGGACCUGAUGCUACUUGCAUUAAUCGCCCAAAYGGUCGAGGCUAUGACUGCCGCUGCCAUCUUGGCAAAUUUGGGGAUAAAUGCAUGGAAGGGGAACUGGUGACAACUCCACUGUUUACCGGYGAGGAGUCAUAUAUAGCCUAUCCUCCGCUGACCAAUGUCCACGAUGACCUGCGUGUUGAGCUGGAGUUCAAGUCACUGGACAGAAAUGGCCUCAUGUUCUUCUGUGGUGGAAAGAAAAUGAAGGUGGAGGACUUUGUGACCAUUUCCAUGGUGGAGGGACAUGUAGAGUUCAGAUAUGAGCUAGGCACAGGACAGGCAGUUCUUCUCAGUCCUCAGCCAGUGUCCCUGGGUCAGUGGCACAGAGUUGUGGCUGAGCGGAACAAACGGGCCGGCCACCUCAGGGUGGACCUGGGCCCAGUGGAGAGGAGAACAUCCCCAGGAAAAUCCCAGGGCCUAAACAUCCACACCCUUAUGUACCUGGGAGGAGUUCCCAACGUGGAUAUUCUGCCGAAACCUGCCAACGUCAGCAAAAUGUUUGAGGGCUGCAUAGGAGAGGUUUCCAUCAACAACAAGAAGCUGGAUUUGUCCUACAGCUUUGUGGAGAGUAAAUCAAUUGACACAUGUGUAGACAUCAGUCCGUGUGACCGCCGGCCCUGCCUGAAUGGGGGCGAAUGCAUGUCAAGUGCUGAGUAUGAGUACCAGUGCCUCUGUAAGGAUGGAUUUGAAGGUGAGCGUUGUGAAGUGGUGAAAUUUGGCUGCCAAAGUGACUCUGAGUGCCAAAACGGAGGAAGUUGUGUGAAUCACAAGUGUGUAUGUUCACCUGGGUACACAGGCUUCAGUUGUGAUGAAAGCCAGGUCCUCAGCAUUCCAGAGACCCAGAAGAGCUCUGAAGCCAGCGAGGCAAAUGAUUCACCAUAUCAGUAUGCAGCUUCUUUUCACAAUGAUGGCUACAUUGCUCUUCCUAAGUCAGUUUUCCCAAGAAGUGGUCCUAAUUCACCAGAGACUAUAGAAAUGGAAAUCAGGACCACAUCUUCUGAGGGGCUGGUCUUGUGGCAGGGAGUGGAGACCACUGGCGCACGCAAUUUGCAAAAGAUGCAUGGUAAUAAAAAGACACCCGGAGAGGACGGCAAAGGCAAGGACUUCAUCAGCCUUGGUCUGCAGAACGGACACCUAGUUUUCAGUUACCAACUAGGCAGCGGAGAGGCUAAAAUACUUUCCCAAAGAUCUAUCAAUGAUGGAAGGUGGCAUCAAGUCACUGCGGUCAGAACUGGAAGAGAUGGAUAUAUCCAGAUUGAUGGAGGAGGUAUGCAACGUGGACAGUCUAAAGGUGACAAAAUCAUGGUCGACACCAAAGGCAGUAUAUAUCUUGGUGGAGCCCCAGACCUGCCUGCUGUAACAGGAGGGAAGUUUUCAUCAGGGAUGAUGGGCUGCGUAAGGAACCUGUCACUGAUGAACGCUCGGCCAGAGCAGCAGCAGCCCCGGGCCAUCAACCUUCAAGCCCAUGCUGCUCAUGGCGUCAAUGUUCAGCCCUGCUCUUCAUAGACUGGCAUAAACACAGACAAACAUACGGACUAUGGAGUGAUGUCAUAUACACUCACACUGCUAACUCACUCAAAGAAAAUUAACACUCACAGACCUAAAAACAAAUCGGUGCUUUGCAUCUACCAAAAGAAACAACAACAAAACACAGAACAAAUGAGAAAGCUUUACUUUGUGUAGUUAAACCAAAACAAAAGAUUUUUUUACACUAUUAACAACUCUGCUUCUCCACAGUAUUGUUUUCCACAUGRAGUAGUCUCACAGGACAACUAUACUCUUUUCAUUUUCCAGCAGUACUUUUAGCCAUGAGAAGAUUAAAACAUGUUAGGCUUUCUUCAGUGUGCCCAAUCCUAUGGAGAUGAGGAGGUUUUUACAGCACUGAUUUUUAGGUUUUUUGUUUUUGUUUUUGUUGUUUUUCGGGGGGAUGGGGCUGGGCGGGGAGAGAGAGAGAAACAAGCAAACUAACCAUAGAGCUGCUCUUCUGCUUUCUUAUUCUGGGCUCUUAUACUGUGUGUCUGAGGCGUGUAUAGGCUCACCUGUAAUAACACUUGAAGAUGCUAGGUCUUCUUUCAUCUCUUCAUGAACUUCUUUUGUGAGUGCGCCUAAACACUUCAAUACCUGUUGAGACAAGAGUGCACACGGUCACAGUCACAUGCAGCUUUAGUACACAACUCAGGAUGAGAAACACAAAUGAAUUACUGCAAAUGUUACAAAUAUGUUGUUGUUUUUCAACUUGGUAACCUACAGCACUGGUGUGUUGUUUCUGUCUAUACUUGUUUUAUAUAUAUAUAAAAACCUUGGUGCUAAUGUCAGACAUGAAGAUGCAGUAUUUGCUUAUCUAUCACAUGUAGAGAUCUUUGUUUUUUUCUUCUUUUUUUUUUUUGCUAUUUGGCUGAAUGAAAGAAUCAGUGUAAAACAUUUGUGUCUUGUUGAUAUGCAUGGUAUGUAGAGUUGAUAUGAUUAUGAUUUGGCAUGCUUUGUUGCCUUACUGAGCUGAGUAGAUCUCAAAAAAAAGAGUUGAAAAUAG